Antechinus flavipes (yellow-footed antechinus) is the source of this 867-nucleotide messenger RNA. Its product is annotated as forkhead box protein L2-like. Gene Ontology annotation, biological process: anatomical structure morphogenesis; cell differentiation; regulation of transcription by RNA polymerase II. NCBI's taxonomy places the organism in Eukaryota, Metazoa, Chordata, Mammalia, Dasyuromorphia, Dasyuridae. Gene Ontology annotation, molecular function: RNA polymerase II cis-regulatory region sequence-specific DNA binding; DNA-binding transcription factor activity, RNA polymerase II-specific. Bases 1 to 867 code for a protein of 288 amino acids. The record is from RefSeq and is a predicted model, not a curated record. The transcript has a single exon.
AUGGCUUCUCAGGACUUGGCCGCCCAGCCUGUGCCCCCGGGAGCUUCCUCUGCGGCGGAGCUCGCCGGCAGAGGCGCGGCCGACUUGGCCGGGAGAGCAGGGCCAGACGCCCUGCAGAAGCCCCCCUACUCCUACGUCGCGCUGAUCGCCAUGGCCAUCAAGGAGAGCCCGGAGCAGCGGCUCCCCCUGAGUGGGAUUUACCGGUACAUCGUGGCUCGCUUCCCCUACUACGAGCGCAACCAGAAGGGCUGGCAGAACAGCGUCCGCCACAACCUCAGCCUCAACGAGUGCUUCGUGAAGGUGCCCCGCGACGGCGGCCCCGGCGCCCCCGGAGAGCGCAAAGGCAACCUGUGGGCCCUGGACCCGGCCUUCCAGGACAUGUUCGACCAGGGCGAUUAUCGCCGGCGCCGGCGCCGGCGUCCCCGCCCUCGCGUUCCGCAGCCCCCCGGGCCCCCGACGGGGCGCUCCCCUACGCCCUCUCCCCUCUCCUUCCCCGAGCUGCCCUGCUGCGUGCCCCAGCGUCCGCUCUACCUGCUGGGCGAUCCCUGGGCGCUGGGCCAGCCGCAGCCAACCUACCUGCAGCCAGGCUGCGCCCCUGCCGUCGGGGGGACACCCGGGAGCUACAGUGCCUUCUCGCAGAGCCCCGAGCCCCGCCAGCCUCGGAAUCCUGGGGAGGCUGCGAGCGGCUACAGAGCCCCGGCCCCUGCGGCAGCCGCCCCGCUCUCCAUCCACUGGGGGGGAGCAGGAGCUGUCCAGCAUCCGUGGAGCGUCGGUGGCUUUCCGCAAGCGGGACUUCUGACGGCAGGUGCUCCCCAGGAAUUCCCACCCCAGCUCUCCUCCCCACCCUCAGUACAACUGGAUUUCUGA